AUGUCGCUGGUCAUUCGUGUGAUUAACUUUAUUGUUGCCCGAGCCUCAAAUGAUCGACAAUUUAAAACACCGCUGGAUGAAGUUGGAAGUAACUAUCAUGGUCUUAUUGUGUACAGCAAGGCACGUUGGUUGUCAAAAGGGAAGGUGCUUAGCCGUUUUGUAACGUACCUGAACGAAAUCCGGACGUUCCUUGAAAUGAAGGGCAUUGUGCAUCGUGAGCAAGCCGAAACUGAGUGGCUCUUCAUGUUUUACUAUCUCGUGGAUAUGACAGAACAUCUGAAUUAA
Messenger RNA from Dibothriocephalus latus, 285 nucleotides. NCBI's taxonomy places the organism in Eukaryota, Metazoa, Platyhelminthes, Cestoda, Diphyllobothriidea, Diphyllobothriidae. The record is from the annotation of a GenBank genome assembly.